AUGGUUGAUGCAAUUAAUAACAAUCCAAACUCAUCUUUCAAGGCGGCACUUUAUCCAAAGUUUGCAAGAAUGACAAUUGGUGAUGCAAAGCGUUUCUUAUCACCAGUACGUCCACCAAGACAUAAUCAGGGUUCAGCUGUUCCAGUUGGAGCCAACGAAUACUUCUUCAACUAUGUUGAUAAUAAUUAUAUAACAGGUCUCUCAAACGUUGCAGCUUUUCCAAAUUUGACUAAUGCUUCAAAUCAAAUAGCGCAUGAUCAAAAAGAGAAUCAUUCAAUUUAUCCUACAACUAAUAUAAUUAAAUUCCCUGUUUUUGAUGUCACACAGUUAUGCAGCUCAUGGGCGCCAGCUGUAACAUCUGCAAUGUCAAUAUCUGUUUCUCGCUGGGCUGGACAAUUCGUCAAUUUCUCACUUCAAUUUGUUCUUGACUGUGAUAUUCUUGGUGAUUCAUGUGUUGAACGUACACCUCUAAGCGCGUACCAACUUUUUUGGACGUACCAUCCUCCAGACUUCAAGAGUUGGGAUAGACCAGGUGAUGAAAACUCAGAAAGAGCAAAUUUUAUGCAAGCGCCACGUGCAGAUUUCAAAAGAGAAAAUUGUGAAAACAAUAGAUGUUAUACAGGUUUAACAAAUUGCGGGCGUCAUUGGGCUUUAACAGGAAAUUGUAAUCCAGGAGAUUUAGAAGUAGUAUGUCCAAUCUAUUUUCUAUACAACUGGAGAUGGAUUAAAUCACAUCUUUGGGAAGUUGGAGCUGUCACUUCUUCAAUCACGGUAUACAGUUCUUUAUUUAGCUAUAAUGGUGGCGUUUACUCAGGAUACUGGAUGGAUAAAUCUACUAUUACUACUCCUAGUACAAAUAAUGCUGUUGAUAAUACUAAUAAUGGUGCUACUAAAUCUGAUUUACAAGAAAGUUGGGGCACUAUUCUGGGAAUGCUUGAUGUUACAAUCAUUGGCUGGGGGCAGAAACAGUUGAACAUAUCCAAUGACAGUAGCAUGUAUAAGGAAAAACUCAAUCGAUGGUGGUGGGUUAUUCCACAAUUUGGAAUUAAUUGGGGUAUCAAAUACGAUAAUUGCAAUGCAGAUGGUAAAAAUUGUGUCGAUGAUUUUAAGGAAGUUAAUGACAAAAACAAUGAAAUAAAGUUGAAUUCUUUAAUAGUUACUGGAGCUGGAAUUAAUAAAACGGACUCCAAGAAUAUAUUAAUGACUGAAGUACAACAAACCGAGAUUGGUAAUGGAGGUUUCAUGAAGUUUAACAGGAGAUUUGAUGACUGCAAUAUCGAAUCAAAUGCUGUUGGUGCGGUUCCAUAUAACUUUGUGCCCCUUCCACACAGAACCCCUGAACCAACAGCAGUUCAAGAAAAUCAAUGA
Molecule: messenger RNA, 1368 nt
Organism: Trichomonas vaginalis G3
Lineage: Eukaryota; Parabasalia; Trichomonadida; Trichomonadidae
Product: cysteine proteinases family
Exons: 1
Coding region: 1-1368 (455 amino acids)
Source: RefSeq, a predicted model, not a curated record